Molecule: messenger RNA, 1602 nt
Organism: Ambispora leptoticha
Lineage: Eukaryota; Fungi; Glomeromycota; Glomeromycetes; Archaeosporales; Ambisporaceae
Source: the annotation of a GenBank genome assembly
AUGUCUAAUCUAAAUAUCGAUACUAUUAGUAGCGAUACUCCACUUGAUCCCGGUGAAAAAGUAAAUGACCAAACCAACCAACUACCAUUUAAACAACUAAUCAUCGUAUUUAUGGGACUAGCAUUAGCCAUAUUCUUAUCUUCGCUUGAUCAAAUGAUUGUUACCACCGCAUUGCCAAGAAUUGCAUCGGAUUUCCAUGCAUUAUCCGAUAUUUCGUGGGUGGCUACAUCAUAUCUCCUAACCUCGACAUCAUUUCAACCACUCUAUGGAAAAAUUUCAGACAUUUUUGGUCGUAAAUUCACUUUUCUAUUUGCUAUUAGUACAUUUGUGGCCGGAUCAGUAUUAUGUGGUGCAUCGAUAGAUAUGCCAAUGUUAAUUGUUAGUCGAGCGAUUGCUGGUAUUGGUGGAGGUGGAAUUAUGUCAUUAGUAAUGAUCAUUAUUUCUGAUAUUGUCCCAUUAAGAGAACGUGGCAAAUAUCAGGGAAUUUUAGGUGGGACCUUUACCAUUUCAUCAGUUCUUGGACCCCUAAUUGGAGGUGUAUUCACUGAUCGUCUUUCUUGGAGAUGGGCAUUCUAUAUUAAUUUACCUACUGCUGCGUUAACAAUCACAAUUAUUAUUACGAUUCUUCAUUUGCCGCAUGUUUAUGGUUCAUUUAAAGAGAAACUAAAACGCAUAGAUUUUCUCGGAACCACAUUUCUUAUUGCCUCAACUGUCACUAUUUUAUUACCACUCAACUGGGGUGGAAAUACUUACCCAUGGAAUUCAUCAAUCGUAAUCUCAUUAUUUUGCGUUGGUGCAGUUCUCAUUUGCGUAUUCCUUUUCAUCGAAUUCCGAAUCGCUGUUGAACCAAUCGUUCCACAGCGAUUAUUUAAGAUCAGAAAUCCCGUUCUAGUUUAUAUUGGAAGCUUCUUUAUCGGAAUGGCAUUUUACGGCUUUAUCUAUUAUUUACCAUUAUAUUUUCAAGCUGUUCGAGGAUACUCGGCAACAAAAGCUGGACUACAAUUACUCCCAUUAGUACUUGGUCUCGUGGCUUUCUCAACUGGAUCCGGAUUCGCAACAUCAUUAUCAGGACGUUACCAUCCUUGGAUCAUAUUUGGAUACGGACUAACAACAAUCUCCGCCGGAUUACUAAGCACACUAAAUGAAAACUCCAAUCGUGGGGAAGAAAUCGGGUAUCUCUUAAUGGCUGGUGCUGGUCUCGGAUGCUCAAUGCAAACCGCAUUGCUAGCAGCCCAAUCUGCCGUAGAAUAUAGGGAUAUCGCUGUAGUAACUUCACUCUCGUCUUUUUUCCGAACAAUUGGUGGCGUUUUCGGUGUCGCUAUCUCUGGCUCGAUUUUCAAUAACAAACUUUCGUCACAUCUCGUUGAUGUUUUGCCUCCAGGAAUCUCGUUUGAUUUAGUGAAAAAUUCCGUGGAAUAUAUCCGAAGUUUACCUCCUGAUGUCCAAGUACCUAUUAUUCAUGCUUAUGUGCAAUCGUUACGUUACGUGUUUCUUAUUGGGGUACCAAUGGCUGGUGUUGCAUUUAUUCAUAGUUUAUUUAUUAAGCACGUUCCGUUACGUAAGACAUUGGGUCCAAUAGAGAAGGCUCCUAUAGAUAAAUAA